Molecule: messenger RNA, 1050 nt
Organism: Nezara viridula (southern green stink bug)
Lineage: Eukaryota; Metazoa; Arthropoda; Insecta; Hemiptera; Pentatomidae
Source: the annotation of a GenBank genome assembly
AUGGAAAAGGAACAAACAAGUAAAGGAGUCGAGAGGCCCGGGGAGACUGAUGAGAUCGAGUCAGCCAUGAAGGAGUUAGUUGUGGAGGCCCCCCGACAGAAGGAAGAGGGUAGAGUCAUCGAGGAAGAUAGGCGAGAGAAAUGCCUUCAGAAAAAGAAGAGAUUGAAAGACAUUCACAUCUCGGUGGACAUCCUAAAAGCGAAGGAGGAAAACGAACAGGAAAUAAAACAAGGUGAUGCAAUGAAUAAAGGGAAAGGAGAUGACGUGAGAGGUACAGAAAAGAGUACGCCGGUGACAAGAUGUAUGCCGCUCCCCAUGGCCCACAGAAUUAAGAAUAUCAGGAUUGCCAGGGGAAGGAACCUUGUCACAUCUGAUGUCGACUCGGAGGAAGAGAAGUUACUUCCUGGAACGAACAUCGAAUUGCAGAAGAAGGAUUUAAUAGAUGUGAGGGAGGGUUUGAGGGCGGAUGACCAGCAGGAUUUCAUCAUCCCAUGCAAGGAGAGAAAAAAAGCCACGAGGAAGGCAAACAAGGAGAAGACCAUGGAAUCUCAGAAGGAGGUAAGCAAGCAAUGGAACGACUGGAACCCUACAGAGAUAUGGAAGCAGCUCCCGAGCGAACAGGAGCUCACAGGGGCAGGCGUCCAGGUGGAAAGAGUGAAAGUCACUCAUGCUGGCAAGGCCGUUCUGGUCAAAACCAAGUUGUCUAACCAGGCCAUGAAACUCAUAAAGUGGAAGACUAUAGGAGAGAAAGGUCUAGUAGCUAGGUCAAAUUGGAUUGCCAAAAUUAAGGUGACGGAGUCCAAUAGGAGAGCCAACCGAUCCGAAAGGAACAGCAGGAAUUUGUGCCAAUCUUGUUGGUGGAUAGUGCGAGAGGAAAAUAAUGGCAGGUACCAGAACCCAAUCAAUACUACUUUAGGACUUAUUGUCAUUAGUCUACAAGAAGCAACAAUAAAAUCGAGAGCGGAAGUAGAGAAAGAUACCUAUCUUGAAGCAAGAUCGAUAGAAGAUUCAGGAUUACUCCUCAUUUGGAUUACUUUAGAAGUAUGGUAA